Messenger RNA from Setaria italica (foxtail millet), 914 nucleotides. Its product is annotated as ethylene-responsive transcription factor 11. Gene Ontology annotation, molecular function: DNA binding; DNA-binding transcription factor activity. The coding region runs from base 79 to 699 and encodes 206 amino acids. NCBI's taxonomy places the organism in Eukaryota, Viridiplantae, Streptophyta, Magnoliopsida, Poales, Poaceae. The record is from RefSeq and is a predicted model, not a curated record. The transcript has a single exon. Gene Ontology annotation, biological process: regulation of DNA-templated transcription.
UCGCAAGCGCCAACAGCAAACAACAAGCGAGCGAGAAGCUGAAGCAAGAAGCCGUCGAGGACGUGGAUCAAGCGAUCCAUGGCGCCGAAGAGGUCGACUUCGCCGGCCGGAAGCAGCAGCAGCGGCAGCGGCGUGUUCGCGCCGGCGGCGGCGGCGGAGCAGCAGCCAAGGCUCCGUGGGGUGCGGAAGCGGCCGUGGGGCCGGUACGCCGCGGAGAUCCGGGACCCCGUGCGCAAGGCGCGCGUGUGGCUCGGCACCUUCGACACCCCCGAGCAGGCGGCGCGCGCCUACGACGCCGCCGCGCGGAAGCUCCGCGGGCCCGGCGCCACCACCAACUACCCCGCCGCCGACGCGAAAGGGGCGGCGAGCGGGAACACCGUGCUGUCGGAGGACGCGUCGUCGUCCUCCUCGUCUUCCCGGGACUCGCCGCUGGCGGUGACGGUGGCCGUCGCGGCGGCGCCCCCGUCGCUGGACCUGAGCCUGGCGCUCCCGGCCACGCCGUCGUCCUGCCAGAUGUUCCUGGACCCGACGAUGAUGGUGGCCGGUGCGCCGGCGCUUCUGCAGUUCCUGCCGCCGAAGAGCGAGGAGGGGCAGAGCUUGUCAUGUUCAUCGUCGUCGUCGGUGGUGCUCGACGCGGCGCCGGCGGCGGGCCUGGGGCUGGACCUGAACCUGGCGCUGCCGGCACAGAUGGUGGUGUAGCGACAGGCUAAUGAGUUGGUUAAUUACAGUAGGAAUUAGCUGAUCAUGAAUCAGAGGCCAGCCAGUGUAAAUAGGGCGCAGAUUUGUGAAUGCAGCCCAUCUUUUUUCCUUUCUUUGCAUCUCUUUCUUCCAACCCAAUGAUGCAAAAACAGAGGACAAUUUGCCUUCCAUGGCAUAAUCUUGUUUUUUUUCUGCUAUUAUAUCGAUCCGUUCGU